Messenger RNA from Pocillopora meandrina, 6999 nucleotides. The record is from the annotation of a GenBank genome assembly. Lineage: Eukaryota; Metazoa; Cnidaria; Anthozoa; Scleractinia; Pocilloporidae.
AAAGCGAUCAUGAGUCUUUCAUUGAAGACGCCUGAUUUCAGCAAAGGAAGAGGCUCUAAAGGCAAGCGGCGGGAGCUGGGCGAAGAACAAAAGCAAGAAAUCAAAGAGGCGUUUGAUUUAUUUGAUACGGAUAAGGAUCGUGCUAUAGAUUAUCACGAACUGAAGGUAACUUAAGCUUUAAACAUAAAAUCAUCUUUAGUAUCCAACUCUUGACGUUUUUCUGAGCUUGUCAAUCGUUAUUUGUUGAAAUCGGCAAAGUUUUAAUAGGAGCAGUGCUUGCCUUGGAUAUUGGAAACUGAUUACUUUUUUGUUCUGUAAUGAUUGUGUGACGAUGUCUUUUCCACUAAUUGACCUUUGCUUUAGAAAUUAUUCUUUGAGUAUUGUUACAAGACAAAAAGUAAACCGUUGUUGUGAAACCAUCCAAGAAGAGUAUAGUCUGAGCUGCUAAACCGUAAUAUACUCGUCGUUAAGGCCUACUAGGAAGAAAACGAUUGAUUUCUCGCCAAAUUAAAUGUACAGUCGAAACGAUGUUAACGUGUUUGAUGGUUAAAGUACAAAAUAUUUUAAAGUGCAUUACGUGCAUUGUAAGCUAAUCUCCGUUCACUUUCAUCUCAAAAUCAGCACACAAUUUCCUGUGCUUUAUUAAACACAGCGCAUCGAAAUUAUUUAGGCAAACAAUUUCCGAAAUUUUCUUGCAUUUUCUAACAAGGGUACCUCUUAGGCGAACAUUUCGACAGAGAGAGCCAAUUUGACAUUCAAACACAUAUUUUGAAAUUACUUUUCGAUUCUCGUACAGGAGAUCUAUUUUCUUGGGAACGAAACUUGCGUGUCUCGUUAUAUUUAAAGAAAAGGAUUCGUUGCCCGACAUGUUAAUUCUUAUAAUGCUAGAAUUGUUUUGAUAACUGUAGAAUCCCUCAAAUUUGCGAUGGUCAUGCAUCAUAAAAGUAAUUUACCAUCAUUUUUUUUUUUUAUGUGCCUGAGUAGUUCACAAUUUUUAGUGUAUUCUAUCCCACAAAUGUAUGCGUAUUACUGAGUCAGUAAUUACCUUCAGUGUUUAAUUGCAUUCAGCCUGUCAAAGAAUUCAAUUGAUGUUUUUGAUUACUCGAGUGGCAUUUUCAAUCAGUCAAUCCCUUUUGUUUCUUUUGAAAGCGUGAAAUCGUAGAUAAUUAGUGUGUCAUUAUUAGACCUCACAAAGACAGGAAGUCCUUUUUUUGAUGGUAAUGCUGGGGUGUAGUAUCAGGUGUUUCAGGUCAGUGUUUUAGUGUCAUAUUUUAGAUGAAAUCAACCAUGUUUUAGAUAAUCAAGGAAAGAUGUAUAACUCAAUCCUGACUGUUAAAGUGCUCUUGAAACAUGUUGCUGGCUAAAUUUGGCUUUCUUUGCUUUUAUGAAGUACUAGUGUGUUCUAGAUUGCACUAACAAAGAAAUAGUGCUUGUAAAUGUAAUCUAUUGAUAUGUCUAACCUUGUGUAACUGAAAUUAUUUAUUUUUCGUCUGUUUGAAAUUUUUACUGGGAUGAUAAACUCGCGGGUUUUGGUUCUAAACAGACUUAAUACACUUUGUGGUUGCAUAGAGAUAGCAUUGUCCAAAGUCUGGGAUAUCUCUGUUCAAACUCCAAAAAAAUUAUCACUGAGUAGAGUUUAUUAUUACCUUGUUUAUAUUUUUUGGGAGGGUAUUUUGUGGUUGCAGAAGUCAAUUUGUUUUGUUAUGGCCAAAAACACACUGGAAGGAUAACACUACAAAUGAUUUUCCGUACAGUGAGAAAUCUUUACUACUACCACACAAAUUUAUUUUUUUAAUGAAUGACUGAUUCAUUGAUUAUUGUGAUUAUUGUUUAGGUUGCAAUGAGAGCUCUUGGAUUUGAUGUGAAGAAAGCAGAUGUUCUGAAAAUCAUGAAGGACUAUGACAGAGAAGCUUCAGGCAAAAUUACAUUUGAUGACUUCAAUGAAGUCAGUAAGUAAACCCAAAAGUAACAGUCAUUUUGAUAGUUAAUUUAUCAUGUGAUUUAUAUGGCCCAUGUGAGCAAUCUCCUAGAAAACCAUUGUGAAAGUUGACAUGCAUAGGACCGGACAGGUUUACGUGAGCUGGUCAAAGAAAAGCGGUCUGCUCUUGCACUUACACAGCUUCAUUGCAAAAACUUAAAGGAACAAAGAAAAGAGUUAAAAUACCAUGUGUGCAUUUUCAGUGAAUUGUGAGUUUCUGGUUCCUUCUGGGGAAAAAAAGGGAAAAAAAUGAAGAAAAGUUGUUAGAUGACUGGGAAUAUAUGAAAAUCAUAUAUGCAAAAAGUUUAUAGUAUAGAAUCUCUUUGCAGUUGUCCCACAUGUGCUCAUCUAUCACAUCCUAUUUAGGUUGAAACCAAUUUCUUCUGAAUUUUCAAUGCUUUAUAGUGGUCAUAUGAUGAAAUGUUUAUUGUCUGAGUUUGGUUGGAAGAGAUGGGAAAAUAUUUGGCUCUUGGUCAUGACCUUGAGUCAAAUAUCUUCUGGUCAGCCCUCCCACUCAGUCAAUAAGUGCAUAUUACAAUCAAUGUGCAGUGUAUGAAAACAGAAUGGUAAUGAUGAUAAUAGUAAUAAUGAGUGUAAUACUAACAAUGGUUAUACAAUAAGAAUUAUUAUAUAUUUGUGAAAAUAGUGUACAGCUGGUAUGAUGCAGCAUUUUGUCUCUGUCAAGAGAGUUAGCAGAUACCUAUCAAAAAUUUCAAGCAAAGUUGUUUGGAUUCAUUGAUCAUUUCUAGUAGUGUAAUUUGGUCAUUUUGUUGAAAGUGACCUUGGUAAUAGAAAAGGCUUUGUAAAAUGUGAAAAGUGUAAGCUACUGAGAACUAUCACUCAACAACAAAAUAUAGGGAAUACUAAUUGUUUCUUCUCCUAAUUUUAGUGACAGAUUGGAUGCUGGAUAGGGAUCCACAGGAAGAAGUGUUCAAGGCAUUCAGAUUAUUUGAUGAUGAUGACAGUGGCAAAAUUAGUCUCAGGAAUCUGAGGCGAGUAGCAAGAGAGCUAGGAGAGAAUAUGACAGAUGAGGAGCUUAGAGCUAUGAUUGAUGAGUUUGAUAAAGAUGGAGAUGGAGAAAGUGAGGGACUUUAAAUUUGUUCAUAAUUAUAUUUGCUCCUUAUUUAUAACUUAUAUUCUAGUUGACCAUAUAGAACUUGUCAAGAGCAUUACAUCUUCCAAUAUGUAUCAAUCCUUUAACUCCAGUGACACACCAAGACAGAAUUUCUCCCUGUAAAAUCAAUACAAUAUCAAGCAGACAUCAAUUGAGAAUUUAGAAACAAAUAUAUGGAUUAGGGGUUUAUUAGUUGAUCCAAUGACAAAUCAUCUGUAUUGACAUGGUAAGAAUUGUAUAGCAGACAAUAAAUACUACUGAGAUAUUGGAAGUGGAAGUGUUAAGCCUUGUGUAAUCAUGUAUACCAAAAAAGUAUGUGGCUUAAUUCAAUUGCACAAGUACAUGUCAUUUUUUUUUCUUUGUUGGAAUCCACCCUAAUGUUUUUAUUUGAUUAGCAAUGUGUGUAAUUUCUCUCCAUCUACAACCUUCCUGCUUCCUCUCUUAUUUGUUUUCCUUCUUGUGUGUUUGUUUACUCAAACAAACUACUAUACUGUAAAUGGGGUUCUUUUCAAGUUAUUGUUAAGUGUACCCAUUUUGAAAUGAUUUUCCAUUGAGAUGCACUUCUGAGUUUCAGUCAGAGAAAUGAUGAUUUUUCAUGGGGCAAGAGCUAAUUUCAAAUUUUUUCUUUCUCUGAGGAACAUUUUCUAGAUCAGAUCUGAUUUGAAUUAAAGAGGAAAUAUUUUAACUCUUACUUAAUAGUCUGGUGGCAUUAAUGAGGAAUAUCAGUAUCAGGUUGUAGCAAUAUAACCAAGAGCCAAGAUCGUAGGGGUAUUUGGCCCACUAGCUUUCACUGACCCCUGUUUUGGUUUCUGCAUCAAUCAGAAGGUUACAGAUCUGUAGAAACAGUGAAAUUCUCUAAUGAAUACCAGUCUUCCUCAUCCAUAUUGUAAACUUGUAAAAUUUUGUCAAUCUCAAAGAUAUUUACAGGGUGAAAUUUGGAAAAUUUGGUAAGAACACUACUGAAAGAUAUUUACAGGGAAAAAAUUUGUUUUGAACCCAGUCUUAGCGCCUACCAAUUGAGCUAACAAGCCAACUGGGAGCUUUUGGGUCCAAAUAAACAUCCAAGUAAAUGAAGAUUUUUAUGAAAAAAAUUUAAAAGUUUUCACAGUCUUAACCACAGAUUUUAAACUUGCUAGCUUUUAAAAAUUAAAAGUCUCUCUGCUUAUGACAGACCAAAAAAUAACCCAUUUCAAUACUCAUUUACGUAAAGACUAUCUCCCCCAUGAUUAACAUGUACAAAAUAAAGCUAUAUUUAAUUUGACUUUCACUUUUGUUUCUGCAGUAAAUGAGGAAGAAUUUCUGGCCAUCAUGACAGGAGAUACAUAAAGACAGGCACCUUUGGAAAAAAAUGUAUACUUGUAUAUUUUGCUGGAAAAUCUGUGAACAUGCCCUUUAACAAUAAGAUAUUUUUUUUACCAGGAAUAAGCAGACAUGUUGUAAAUUGUACUUUCACUUAGCAAUUUGUAAAUUGUUUAUGCUAAUGGCAAUGCAUACCUAUUUUUAAUUUACUUACUUAAAAAUCAAAGGAAAAUUAGAUUUGGGUUGAUGUAUCCCAAAAUGUGGUGUCAUCAAAUGUUUUGAAGAUGUGAUCUUGGCUGAUUCCAAUACUGGACAGAAUAUAUGAAAGUAUUUAGCUUUUUUUUAAUUGUAUUAUUUAUUAUGACAACGCCAUUGUAGAUAUUUUAUUACUUCUUAAUAAAAAACUAAACUGUUUCAGUUAGUGACUUCUUCAGCGGAAAGUAUUUACUACCCUGGUAUGAUGGUGGGAACAAAAAGACGAAAGGUUUGGGGAAAUGAUUUGGUUGCCUGUUCAAAUGAAAUAAUAGCCAGGUGACGCAAAUGCUGUUUCCCCUGAAUAAUCAUUUCAGUCGAAGGAGAAGGAUGAUGAUAAGUUAGAAAAAUGUCAGCUCUUACGAUGUUUGAUUGAUGUGAAACCAAAUUCUCAGGGCUUAGGGUCGGCCGCGCUGUGUUCACUUUUUUGUUUUUACCAAACUUCUGGAGUCGGAAAAAAUCAGCGAAAACAAAAUUGAUGCGAGCUCCCCGCGGAAAAGGAGUGACUGUUCGUAGUCAAACAUUUUGACGUCCUCUGUGAUUUAAUUUUGAACACAGGGGUUUCAAAAUGUUUUGAAGUAGGAAGUAGUUAGCAAAAGUUGGUGACUGAAAAGUUCAUUAACUUAAAGGCCAACAGGUAAUUAAUUUGACCGGAGUAACCGGCUACAUGUUAUCAAGUAGCUGGAGGAACUCCGGCUGCUUGUUCUGAAACCCCUGUGGAUAGACGCACGGUAACACGGAACCUGCUUCAUAUGAUAAAAAGCAAAUGGUUGUUAGCAGUUAUGUCAUUUGAGCGUCUGACCUCCAUCAGAUCAUAAGCAAGUAUCAAUCAAAAUGUGUGUAACAUUAAGCUUAUGUAAAAUCUGCUUGAUUGUGACCUAUUAUAUGCCCAACAUUAUUUGUCGUUUCUGAUUGCUAAAUGACGAAUGCAUGUUAGGUGACAGGGGGAUCGUGUCGUUUGAUUGUUCGGGUGAGGGUAGUCCUGGGAACGACUGUCGUCGGCACUAGUUACUGACGUUUCAAUUACCUUUGUGUUGGUCAUCAUCAGAGUCAUAAAACCCGUCGAUUUUUCCCUCUCAUAUGCCCGACUAACGAUGGAUAAGACCUUCAGGAAGACAAUUAUCCAGUUACACACCAAGAAAGAGUGCAUGCCUCGGAGAGGAGCUUCACCGCUUUCCUAUCUAAUAGAGACCCUAAAACCAAAGUAGGUUGUUUCGAGGUCUGAACACUAUAAAUUUAGUUUUGGAUAUGUUUAAGGACAAUUUAUUUGAAGCAAACCAGUCUGAAAGAAUAUUAAGUCAUGAUUAUGGAAUUCAUUAUUGCUCAAUAAGAGUGGGUCCUUGUUAGGAAAAAAAUUAGUAUCGGCAGCAAAUAAAAUAGAUUUCAGUCAAUAUGCGUCACAAAGGUAUUAACGUAGAUGAUGAGGAACAGAAGGUCAACAACAAAGCGUUGAGGGACACUACAGUGCAUUACCCUGGGAAUGGGUCUCUGAGGAAAGUAGCUCCAACCCAUUCAAACGCCAAGCCUCGGAUCCCAUAGAGACGUAAAUAGAAUGCUGUGGUUUUCAGUAUCAAAUACUUUUGACAAGUCUACGAAUACCCCCAACUGCAUAUUCCUUGCGGUCAGGGUCGGAAAAAUUUUGUCGCACAAAUCAGCAAGGGUUGGGAAGUUGAUUGGUUUCACCUCAAUCCGUACUGGUUAUUAUAGAGAACACUUAAUUUAUUCAGAUAUGACUGAAUAGUACGAUUGUCUAAAACCCUUUCUAAGAAUUAUAAAUUUUUGAAGAACCAAGUAAGAACCGAGACAGGUUUAUUGUUAGUGAAUAGAGUUUGGUCUCUAGGUUUCAAAAUAGAAACAAUUCACACGAGGAAUUUUCAUUCAUUUGGAACAGCACCUUGCAGUGGAAGUGGUGCAGAUAUGUAGUAAAUGCAUUGUUUAACAAUGGAAAUAAAGAUGUUUUCAUAUCCAGCUCUACCAGAUUUAAACGUGUUAAUCAAUAACUUGGUCAUCAGUUUCUAAAUUUAAGAAAAUAGAUCAAGGAAAGUUUCCAGAGAGACAGUGCAUGUGUGAAGAUGUGGGAGUCAUCGCUCAAACGCCGAUCAAAGGCAAGUUUGUGGGUUGGUAGGUGACUAUAAUUCGACUUAGAGCGGAGGACAGAGCACAACUACCGCCGCCAUCUUGUUGACAUAACCUUUCUUUCUCCUUGUCACUCCCUCGCAUGAAAUAUCAAGACGACAAGUAAGGUGCCUUAUUAGUGUUCAUUCAUCAACAGCUUUCAAAGACUAAACGAAGACACGCCAAUCAUUGGUUCUUGGGCUCAAUUGCAUAAAUCAGUGGUGCAGCAGGUGAUCUGGCA